Messenger RNA from Aspergillus udagawae, 1005 nucleotides. RefSeq lists its product as uncharacterized. The record is from RefSeq and is a predicted model, not a curated record. The transcript has a single exon. Lineage: Eukaryota; Fungi; Ascomycota; Eurotiomycetes; Eurotiales; Aspergillaceae. The coding region runs from base 1 to 1005 and encodes 334 amino acids.
AUGCCCCAGCUUCCGAACGAGCUGAUAUUACAUACCAUCAAGCUGCUGAUCCCACCUAGCCUACCAGUUUCUUUUCCCCCGUGGCACCCAGUGACACGCACUUUGAUCAGCCUCACCCUCGCAUCCAGAUUCACGUAUCAUAUCGCGAGGGAACUACUCUUUAGGUACUGCCUGUGGAUAGAUUCGAACAAGCGACUGGACAAUCUCAUCAAUUUGAAAGGCGGUCCGAAAGGGCCUUUGCAAGUAUUUUCACCGAUCGGCCUUUUUCUGUCGCCAUUCCCUGACGAUGAACUCGAUGAUCCCGUCGUCGCCAAGCACCUGGAUCAAUUGUCCUCCAGCAUCUGUGGCAGCCUUCGAUGUUUAGUCAUUGAUAUCCCACUGCGUUCCUUAUACCCUGAAGACGAUCAUCAGGAGGUCCGUCCGAUACUACGGUCUGUAUUUUUACGCUUGGUCCAUCUAGAGGAUUUCUGUUCCGCGCAAGACGAAUUAUUCUGCGCUACAAUGGAAGAGAGUUCUGAACCAGCAGUAUGGUCGACCUGGCCAAACCUCCGACGCCUUGCUCUGUACAACGCAGAUGUGACAUCGUCUGAAUUUAUCGAGGGCCUCAAGCGCUGCUCGAACCUGUCGCAUCUUGUCCUUACCCGGCCGGACGGUCUGACAGAGCCCGUACGUCAGGAAUUAUGCCUUACGCGGCGGCUGCCGUCUUUGAAAAAGGUGGUAAUUAUCGAUGCUGAAGGGAGCGACCAAUCCAACAUAGUGACCGCUCUUUCUGGAUGGCAUAUGGGUCUUUUGGGUCAGAUAUGGCGUCUAGGGUAUACUCGUUGUGAAACUAUUAGAAAAAUACCCCACUUCGAGCCGUUGCUGGUAUAUUGCCAGGUACCUGUCCCUCCUGAUAGGCCUGACGACCAUAUUCCAUUGUGUCAAGAAUGGGUUCGGAACCGCGCCGCAGAUGGAACCUUGUGGGAUGUUUCGGGAAUCCCUUUACAGAUGGAAGACCAGCGAUAG